CACCUUCAUUCCUGGUCGACAAGCCUACAGAAAGAUGUUUGGACAAACGUUUAUCCUUAUUGCCGCAUUGGCACUUACAUCUGCCCAAUCUGGUCUGUUUGAUCGAACAAACAUGGGGGAAAGGUCGUAUUCUGAUUCCAGGGGCAUGACCAGCCUCCGUAGCUUAGGAAGCGACUUAGGCCUCUCUGACAGAUUAGAUAUGGGACGUAUGGACAGACAAGGAAUGACUUCUGGAAUGUUUGAUACUCUUCGAGGCGGCGAGCAAGGAAUGUCAACUUUGAGUUCUGGACUCGACCUGAACCGAUUGAGUGAUACGUCCGACGGCCUUCUCAGGGGUAGCAGAUAUUUGGACCCCCUGCGAUCAACUGGCUUGGACUCUCUGCGAACAACUGAUUUAACCUCUGGUAAUGGCGAAUUUAUGCAGGACUUUAACAGAGGAGUCCGAAUGAAUUUGGACAAUGACCUCUACAACGAUCUGACAGGUUUCCCACGUCGCACUUUGAGAAGAAACAGCAUGUCCAGCAACUUCAUGGACAACUCAGAUUCUUCAAAUUCCUUCCCUGGCAGGGGAAGAUUCAUGGAAAACUUUGAUUCAUUCCCUGGCAGGGGCAGGUCUAUGUCUUUGGGAAGAUCAAUGUCCAGAAUGGGCGACAACAUGAACAUGAUGAGGUCACGUGGUAUGGAGCAAGGACGACGAAUGGGCCGAAGGAUGGGCAGACGUUUUGGAAGAAGAAUGCAGAGCUAUUUACCUCGCUCCGAAACAACCAGCACCGGAUCUAGCAGAACUAUGCGGGGCAACAAUAGAAGGGAUGAAUCAUUCAGAUCCGGAAGAACAACUAGUUUGUUUUAAUUGGAACAUGUAAUUAAUAAAUUAUAAGCAUUUC
Molecule: messenger RNA, 884 nt
Organism: Saccostrea cuccullata (small rock oyster)
Lineage: Eukaryota; Metazoa; Mollusca; Bivalvia; Ostreida; Ostreidae
Exons: 2
Coding region: 35-850 (271 amino acids)
Source: RefSeq, a predicted model, not a curated record